Phialemonium atrogriseum is the source of this 1803-nucleotide messenger RNA. RefSeq lists its product as uncharacterized. Lineage: Eukaryota; Fungi; Ascomycota; Sordariomycetes; Cephalothecales; Cephalothecaceae. The coding region runs from base 1 to 1803 and encodes 600 amino acids. The record is from RefSeq and is a predicted model, not a curated record. The transcript is spliced from 2 exons.
AUGGCGGGAUUGAGGCUGUCAGAUCAUAAAGGUCGCGUCUCUCGCGAUUCACGUCGCGAUUCAUUUGGGGCUCGUUUGAGAAGCUCCACCUCCUCCAGCUCUGGCGCCGGCAAGUCGCGUAUGCCGACUCCUCCGAGCCGUCAUGGUGAUGAUUAUGAUGACUCUGAGGAUGCAAGUGAUGAGUCUUCGGCCGAUGGCCGCGGUGAAAGUGCAGAUGAGGGGGAGGGAGAGAGUAGCAGUGACGAAGAUUUCACUCUAGAGACUCACCUCGGGCUACUUGAGCGGCGAGCCGAUCAGGACGAGCUGAACGAGAUCAAGACCGCGCCGAUAUUCACCGACAGCGUCAGGAAAUACGCUAUCUCGGUUACUGGCAAAUCGCCCGACCAGCCCUUCACCCAGUUUGGGCUAAUUGCUGGCGAUGUCAGCCACCCUGCCGGCGCUCCUCCAGCGGAUCCGAGGAUCUUUUAUAACGUCUCCGCCCCCUCGAGCGUUUUCAUCUGCGGAAGCCAGGGCUCGGGCAAGAGCCACUCGUUGUCAUGCCUGCUCGAGAACUGCCUGAUCCCUUCCAAGGCAAACACGCUGCCACGACCCCUGACGGGUAUCGUGUUCCACUUUGACACCUUCAUCUCGGACAAUGGGGGCUCGCCAUGCGAGGCUGCCUGGCUAUCUUCCAGCCGCGACGUCAAGGUCAGGGUGCUCUGCGCGCCGACCAACGUGCGCACCAUCCGGCAGGUGUACCAGCGCUUCCCGAAUGUCAAAGUGGAGGAGUUGCGUCUCAGCCAGUUGGACCUGAACACGAAGCGCAUGCUCGACUUGAUGGCCGUUACUUCGGGCAACAUGCCGCUGUACCUGCAUGUGGUCAACCGAAUCCUGCGGGACCUGCGGAUCACUCAGCAGAAGUCUGGCAAGGGGUUCGAUUACACCACCUUCAAGAGGAUGGUCCAAGCCGAAGACCUGACCAAGGACCAACUCGCGCCCCUGAAGCAGCGUUUGGAUACCCUGGAGAGCUUCAUGGUGGAGGAUCAGGCCAAGGCAUACAACAUGUGGGCGAAAGAGAGAAGCGGGCAUUCGCCGAAGCAGCAGAGGAAGCAUGAAGCCCAGGGUACAGACUGGACGCCCGAGGCCGGACAGCUGACCAUCGUGGACCUAUCCUGCCCCUGCGUCACAUCGGAGAUGGCCUGUUCGCUCUUCAACAUCUGCCUCAGCCUCUUCCUCGAGCAGCCCUCCAAGGUGGGCAGGGUCAUCGCCCUGGACGAGGCCCACAAGUACAUGAACGACUCGCCGGAAUCCCAGACCCUCACCGAGUCCCUCCUCGCCACGAUCCGCCUGCAGCGCCACCUCGGCGCCCGCAUCAUCAUCUCCACCCAGGAACCCACCGUCUCCCCCAAGCUCUUGGACCUGUGCUCCGUCACCAUCGUCCACCGCUUCACCUCCCCGGACUGGCUGGCCGCCCUGAAGAAGCACCUGGCAGGCGUCUCCACCGCCUCCCAGCUCCUGGAGCAGGCCGCCGCACGACACGACGGUGAUGCUGCCAACGGCGACGGUCACGGCCACGACGACGGCGUCGGCGCCGUCGCCCUCGGCCGCGGGAACCCGUCGCUGGGGCUCUUCUCGCAGAUCGUCGGCCUCCGCGUCGGCGAGGCGCUCGUGUUCGCGCCGAGCGCCAUCGUCGGCGUGCGGGUGGUCGGCGCUGCGGCGGCGGCCGGGGGCGCGGCCGUCAGGCGGCUCGGCAACGGGGUCCUCAAGGUGCGGGUCCGUCGCCGGGUUACGGCGGAUGGGGGGCGGAGUAUCAUGGCUUUGUAG